AUGAGGCAAGUUCGCCAUACCAUUUUUACAAGGGCAGGAGCACACAGCAGCCAGCAACGGCGUUACCACUGCCACAACCCUCUCAUCUCACACCAUCCUCUCAUCCGCAGUCUCACCUGCUACUCCCUCGCUGCGCGCCGAGCCGAGCAGCUUCUGCGGAGCGUUCGCGGAAGCUUCCCGCCAGCAGCUUGCCAGCCGGAGUUCCAGCCACGUGGCACUCGUGGCGAACGGGUGCUCCGUCGCGAUUGGCUGGAAGCAUCGCGGCGGGCGUUGCGCACAGAGGACGUUGCCGGUAACCUGUUCGCGUCUAGGGUUGGCAGAAACAAAUUGUCAUCCAAUCAGGGGAGGCUGAGCAGCGAGGAUACUACCUCGAGGCGAUUAACGACCUCCGCACUAUCCUCUCCAUCGGGAUCCCACCCAAUCGCUUCUCCGCAGUCAUCACCGCUUCCCCGCUCGCCGUCGAAGAAAGCACCAUCCGCAGCCGAAUCCCCCUCUGUCGCCACCGCUGCCGCUGCUGGAGUAGCCUCUACGUAUCUGUCGACCUCCACCGCAACUGCCAACUUUGAAGCCUCCUAUUCGGCCUCCCUUCCGCUCACCGUGCCGCAUCUGGCGGCUCCUCUCGAUCUAAGCCCGAACGCGCACCACCAGACGCGGUUCGCGGUGGCCCUUGCGGCGCAGCUGUCGCUCUUCUCCGUGCUCGCGCUGCUGCAACCCGUCUCCGCGCUCGCCCUUGCGCAAUCCGCGCGCGGCACCGCCUCCGCGCGGACAUUCUCCGGACGUUCGUCCGCCUCCUCUUCCGCAUCCUCUUCCGCCAAUGCCACACUCGCGCUCCUGCCCACGUGCCCCGCCACGUGGCACGAAAAGGACGCAGCUGCUGCCGCAGUAAGCGAUUCGGACGGAUUUGAGGCGGAUAGAAGUCUGAGCAAGAGUACGGCGACCAAACGCCAAGGAAAGCGGCGGGGAUCCCGCCGCCUAAUCACAACGGCGAAAGCAACUGGAGCAGCGGUCGCGGAGGAGGCAGUUGCGGGCGGGGAUUUUGCCGACACGUUCGCGGCAUUGGCGGGGGACGAUUGGGUUCCGCAGAACGGUAACGGGGCGGCGCGCGGAAGCAGCAACGGGAACGGGCGGGGGCUGUGGGGGGGAGUACGCGGGGGAGACGCUGCGGCGGGGAGGGGGGAGUGGCAGGCGGUGAGCCUGGCGGAAGCGCGGGAGAUGGCGGAGCCGCCGUUCAAGGUGGCGGCACCGGGGCAACGAAUUGUUGCGAUCGGCGACGUGCACGGCGACUGGCAGCAGACUCUUGCAGCGCUGCGCGUGGCGGGCGUGCUGAACGAGAAGGACGGCGUGAGCGACGACGAGAUGUGGACGGGCGGAUCCACGGUUCUGGUUCAGGUGGGAGACGUGCUGGACCGUGGUGACGACGAGAUUGCCAUUCUCUCAUUGCUCAGGCACCUGGACCGGCUGGCGCAGCGGGAAGGGGGAGGCGUGCUCAUGCUGAACGGCAAUCACGAGACGAUGAACGUGGCGGAGGAGUUUCGGUACGUGUCGGACGGGGGCUUCGAGGAGAGCGAGGAUUUCUACUCCUUCUGCCUCUCCGAGUGCGCCGGCGACUGGGACAGCGCGUUCCGCGUGUGGUGGCAGGCGUCUCAGGAGCUCAAGGCGACUAAGAGGAGGCGGAAGGGGCCUUGGAACGGAUGGAACCCCAUUCAGGGCCAGCGGCAGGUGCGGGAGCGGCAUGAGCUGUUUGAGGUGGGCGGGCCGAUGGCAGCAGAGCUGGCGCGGAAUGGGGCAGCGCUGAUGGUCAAUGACACUUUGUUUGCUCACGGGGGCAUCCUGCCACACCAUGUGGAGUAUGGCCUGCCGCGCAUGAACCGGGAGCUGUCGCAGUGGAUGCGGGGAGAGGAGGUGUGGGGCGAGGGGGGCCGCAGCCCGAUGCCGUUCAUCGUGACAAGGGGAUUCAAUAGCGUGGUGUGGACUCGGCUGUACUCGCAGGAGUACCUGGGGUCGGGCGAGGACAAGUACAAGAUCUGCGCGGUGCUGGCUGCUUCACUGGACGCGGUGGGAGCAAGGAGGCUGGUUGUGGGGCACACGCCGCAAGUGGGGGGAGCUAACGGGGAGUGUGGGGGUAGAGUGUGGCGCAUUGAUGUGGGCAUGUCAUCGGGCAUGCUCAAUGCCCCACCCCAGGUUUUGGAGAUUGUUGGGGAUUCUGUGCAGUCGUAUUCGUAUCCCUUGGGAAACGCCAUGGGAGGAGACGGAGGAAGAGGCGGAGGAGGAGGACAAAGUCGCGCUUUCGGUUGCGAGGAGGAGGAUAAGCAGCGGUUUGAGGCUGUGGAUGCGAGGGGAUCGAGUCAUUGCGUGGACGAACGAGCAGCCGCCACUUGGAUUUAUCCAUCCAACCGCGAGCUUCGCCAGUACCAGUACGAAAUUGCGGAGGCAGCUCUCUUCGCCAACACCCUCGUGUGCCUUCCCACCGGCGUGGGGAAAACCCUCAUUGCCGCCGUUGUCAUGGCCAACUACUACCGCUGGUUCCCGUACGGUCAGUGA
Molecule: messenger RNA, 2541 nt
Organism: Closterium sp. Yama58-4
Lineage: Eukaryota; Viridiplantae; Streptophyta; Zygnematophyceae; Desmidiales; Closteriaceae
Source: the annotation of a GenBank genome assembly